Messenger RNA from Ostrinia nubilalis (European corn borer), 1217 nucleotides. RefSeq names its product ras-like GTP-binding protein Rho1 (gene Rho1). The coding region runs from base 144 to 761 and encodes 205 amino acids. Gene Ontology annotation, molecular function: protein kinase binding; GTP binding; GTPase activity. The record is from RefSeq and is a predicted model, not a curated record. Gene Ontology annotation, biological process: small GTPase-mediated signal transduction. NCBI's taxonomy places the organism in Eukaryota, Metazoa, Arthropoda, Insecta, Lepidoptera, Crambidae. Gene Ontology annotation, cellular component: cytosol. The transcript has 2 exons.
UGUCUGAUUUUAUGAACGAAAGUGCUUGUGAUGAGCAAAGACGAUUAAAAAAGUGUCGAUAAGCCAAUAUUCCGCAGAAAUUAGCCAGAAUCUUCAGGUAUCUACAAAAUAUAAUAAAUAACACCCUCGCAUGUGAGGGUACUAUGUGGUGGUGCUGUUCUUCUUCCGCUAGUUCAGGACCGAUGGCUGCGAUACGCAAAAAAUUAGUAAUCGUCGGUGACGGUGCGUGUGGUAAAACAUGUCUCCUAAUCGUGUUCAGUAAGGAUCAGUUUCCGGAAGUGUACGUGCCGACAGUGUUUGAGAAUUACGUCGCCGACAUAGAAGUGGAUGGCAAACAAGUGGAGCUGGCACUGUGGGACACGGCCGGGCAGGAGGACUACGACCGGCUGCGGCCGCUGUCGUACCCGGACACCGACGUGAUCCUCAUGUGCUUCUCGGUGGACUCGCCCGACUCGCUCGAGAACAUCCCGGAGAAGUGGACGCCCGAGGUGAAACACUUCUGCCCGAACGUGCCCAUCAUCCUAGUGGGGAACAAAAAGGAUUUGCGCAACGACCCGGCCACAAUCAACGAGCUCCGCAAGAUGAAGCAGGAGCCCGUGAAGCCCCAGGAGGGCCGCGCCAUGGCGGAGAAGAUCAACGCCUUCGCCUACCUCGAGUGCUCCGCCAAGAGCAAGGAAGGCGUGCGCGAGGUGUUCGAGACGGCGACCCGCGCCGCGCUACAGGUCAAGAAGAAGAAGAAGACCAGGUGUUCUCUGCUGUAAUUGUGCCGUUGUUGGGAGAACUCUGAUUUAUGAAUCGUUCGCAUACUGCCUGAAAACUUAAGUUUGUAACGACUCGGACUGCAGCAGUCGCGACGUCGGCCAGUGCUUCCUCCCGAUACUGACAGCUGCAGCGACGUCGCGGCGCGCGUUGCACGCACACCCACUAUAUUGCAGUAUUCGUGUGGUUACACUUUCACAAUUGGUACUUGUAUAUUUUAUAGAUUAUAUCUAUAAAGGGUAAGCGUAAAUGCCUUAACUAAUAUGGUCGGGGGCGAGCGUGGGCCCCUCACCUGCGGGCCCACCUGAAUUUUCGUGCUAUACUAUCAUGUUAUAUAACCGAUUAGCAUUUCUUCAAUAUAAAGAUUAUUCCUCGACCAGUGUCGUCUCCCUGAGACUUGUUUAGUUUCGUAUUUUGUAUUUUAAUUUUUUCAAUAAAAUAGUUAUGUAUAAAUUGUG